CCCAUACACCCCCUUCCACCCCCUCCUCUUGUUUCCUCGUCACACCAGUCAAUAUGGCCACUCUGCAACAUCACCGGCAGCUUCUCAUGCAUGGCACGGAAGUGAGCUGCGACUCCAGCGGGGAUGGCGCCGUGACCGUGCGGAUUACCAACAGCGCGCCACACGUGCAUCAACAUGAGCCACUGAGGGCUGCCAACAGUGGAGGAGCAGGAGGAGCUGGAGGCUAUGGGGCUGUGAGUAAAACGAACCCUAACCUCCACAAAUACAGUAUCUCCUCCAGCUGCAGCUCAGGAGACUCCAGACCUGCUGCAACCUCCACCCCAAGGGUGCAAAGGAAGGCGCCGCCACUGUUUGAACGCUCUGCAGCUCAGUGCUGGGACCCUAAGUUUGACUCUCCCAUCCUGGAAGAGGCAUGCCAAGAGAGGUGCUUUCCUCAGACACAGCGUCGCUUCCGCUAUGUCCUCUUCUACCUGGCAGUGGCAGCUGUACUCUGGGGGGUGUAUUUUGGGGUCAACAGUGAACGCUGCAACCCUGUGACCUUCCUAGCCCCCACAGCCUCCUUUUUAGUCCUCUUAGUGCUCCUCUUUUUGUUCACCUUAACUCAGCCUUACACAAGGCUAUACAACCAAACCUCCUUGCUCCUGAUUGCAGUCACCUUCGCCAUUACCUUAGCUCCACAGAUACAGACUGCUGGCUACACUGAGCUGGAGUGGGCUGGUGGUGGGAAUGCCUCGUAUUUCUCACUAAACAAACCCCAAACACCAACUCCUUGCAUCUCCCCUGUGGGCACCUUUUCCCUGUGCAUGGAGGUUCUGCUGUUGUUAUACAGUGUCCUCCACGUCCGUCUCUAUGCCUCCGUGAUGUUGGGGCUCCUCUAUUCUAUAUUAUUUGAAGCAUUAGAAUGGCUACCAUUGCUUCAAAGGAGUUAUGACACUACUGGAUGGAGGACUGGGUUAGUUGGUUCUAGUCCCCAUUGGGAAGGAGAAAUCCUCCAUUGGCUUGGCCCAGCCAAAGCUCUGCUCCACUUGUGUGCCCAUGUCAUUGGCAUCCACCUGUUCAUCAUGUCAGAGGUGCGUUCCCGCAGCACCUUCCUCAAGGUGGGCCAGGCUAUCAUGCAUGGCAAAGACUUAGAGGUGGAGAAGGCCUUGAAGGAGCGCAUGAUACACUCGGUCAUGCCGCGAAGAGUUGCAGACGAGCUGAUGAAGCAAGGUGAUGAUGAGGGCGGUGGUGAGAACUCUGGCAAGCGUUAUUCCUCCGGUGCCUGCUCUGCCUCGGCCGUGUCAGUGGGUGGUGGUGGCGGUGGAGGUUCACAAGCACAAAGUGCAACAAACUCCAAGAAUCACCCUCAUAACAAUCACAAACGCAAGAAGACCUCCAUCCCCCGUGGACAGAUAAUCUUCCGGCCCUUCAAUAUGAAACGCAUGGACCCUGUCAGUAUCCUCUUUGCAGACAUUGUGGGUUUCACCAAAAUGUCUGCCAAUAAAUCAGCACCAGCCUUAGUGGGCCUUCUCAAUGACCUGUUUGGACGUUUCGACCGGCUCUGUGAACUAACCUGUUGCGAGAAGAUCAGCACUCUGGGAGAUUGCUACUACUGUGUAGCUGGCUGCCCGGAACCUAGGCCGGACCACGCCUACUGCUGUGUAGAGAUGGGCCUCGGCAUGAUCCAGGCCAUUGAGCAGUUCUGCCAGGAGACAUGUGAGACCGUCAGCAUGCGUGUUGGCGUCCAUACGGGCACCGUCCUGUGUGGGAUCCUGGGAAUUAAGCGCUUCAAGUUUGAUGUAUGGUCAAAUGAUGUCAACCUGGCUAACUUGAUGGAGCAGCUGGGCGUGGCGGGCAAGGUUCACCUGUCUGAAGCUACGGCUCGAUUCCUGGAUGAACAUUACCAGAAAGAGGAUGGGCGAGUGGUGGAGAGAGCCGGGCAGAGUGUAGUGGAGAAACUGAAGGGGCUGAAAACCUACCUGAUCUCAGGAAGGAAGGUGGAGCAUGAUGUACAGUGUGGCUGUUCUCAGGUGGGACUGUCAGGUGGAGAUUUUGUCGGGGUCAGCCUGUCCUCCUGUCCUCAGUCCCACACACCAGACCUCAUCCCUGGGGGAGCUCAAGCUGCUGAGCCCCUGCUGGCCCACCAACCACUAGACAGGAUUGGGCCUCCUUGUGUGUCCCGCAGUGUGCUCUUGUCUUCAGGGGCAGAGCAGGGUGACGAUGUGGCUGUGCUGAACGGCUGCCAGGAGGAGCACAAGACCAGCAGUGCCAAGUUUAUUCCAGGUCACAGCCCCAGGGCAGCCAACGGUCUCCUGAGUCCCCCACUGGAGGACCCAGUGCGAGCGAGCCAGAGCUCCUUGUGCGACAUGCUCCAGGAGAAAGAAAAGAAGACUAGCACUAGCACUGGGACUGGCACAAGUCUAGGCAUGGCUGGUGGCACAGGGGCGACGGGCACGGGAAUGGACCACUCCGCCUUGAUCCAACUGCGUGCCAAGAACUUCAGAGAAAAGAGCGAUGCCCACUUUGUGGAUGUUAUCAGGGAGGACAGUCUGAUGAAGGACUACUUUUUCAAGCCACCCAUCGACAAGAUCAGCCUCAAUUUUCUAGAGAGACCUCUGGAAAAGGCCUAUCGCAGCAGCUACAAGGAAGAGGUGAAGAACCAGGUUCAGGUGCAGACAUUCGCGAGCUCCACCUUCAGCUCCUUCUUAGAUGUUCUCCUCAGCUGUUUUGUCUUCCUGGCGCUGACACUGGCCUGCUUCCUUCCACCUCUGGUGAGCCCGACCACUGUGGGCACUCCAGCCCCCGCUGCCCUGGCCCUGGCUCCCCUGGCUGGUCUGUUGGAGUUGGCCUCCCUGGUGCUGUCCAUACGAGUGGCCUUUUAUCUGGAGAAUGUGAUGAACUGUACCCACUCCCUGCUCCUGGCGGUCUCUGGAUGGGUCCCCCGUCAUGUGAUUGGAGCUGUGUUAGUCUCCCUCCCUGCCAUCUCUGUCUUGUCCCAUCUCACCCGCAGCGACCACUUACCCCUCCAGGUGACCAUGUUCUUGUGCUGUGCCACAAUCCUGGCCAUCAUCCAGUAUUGUAACUUCUGUCAGCUAAGUUUUUGGAUGCGCUCAGUCCUGGCCACUGCUACAGGGGUCGCCCUGCUGCUGUUGCUGUACCCCUUGCACAGGUACAGCUCCGGUAAUAACGGCUUGCCAGUUCAUGGACUGAACAUCUCCACAUCGAGUGACAGUGGUUCAGCAUUAGUCACUCCUGGCCCUGACCCUCUUCCACCCCGUCUUGACCAUUUGGUCCCAGAGGCUGUCCUGGCAUUCUUCCUGCUUCUUGUCCUGGUCUGGUUCCUCAACCGUGAGGUUGAGGUCAGCUACCGUCUCCAUUACCAUGGCAACGUAGAAGCUGACAAACACCGCUCCAACAUCCAGAAUAUGCGAGACCAGGCUGAAUGGUUACUGGGUAAUAUCAUCCCCAUCCAUGUGGCUGACCAGCUCAAGGUGACCCAGAGCUACUCCAAGAACCACGACAGUGUGGGCGUGAUCUUUGCCAGUAUCGUAAACUUCAGUGAGUUCUACGAAGAGAGCUACGAGGGUGGAAAAGAAUGCUACCGCGUCCUCAACGAGUUAAUCGGAGACUUUGAUGAGCUCCUUCGCAAAAACGAAUUCAAAAGUGUGGAAAAAAUCAAGACAAUCGGUGCCACCUACAUGGCGGCAUCCGGACUGAAUGUGCGGCAUGUGGCCAAGAACGAUGAGGACUCUCCACACAAUCACCUGAGGGCUCUUUUCAACUUUGCCUUAGAGAUGAUGGGUGUCCUGGAUGAUUUCAACAAGAACAUGCUGGGUUUUGGUUUUAAGCUCCGUAUUGGAUUUAACCACGGCCCGCUGACAGCAGGGGUGAUUGGCACCACUAAGCUGCUCUAUGACAUAUGGGGAGACACGGUCAACAUUGCCAGCCGCAUGGACUCCACUGGUGUGGAGUGUCGGGUGCAGGUGAGCGAGGAGAGCCACGCUGUGCUCAGUGCCAUGGGCUUAGAGUUUGACUAUAGAGGUACAGUGAAUGUUAAGGGCAAAGGUCAAAUGAGGACCUUUCUGUACCCCAAAAGUGGGGAAAAUAUAUAUCAAGAUCGAACAGAGCUGGGCGCCAGCGUCGGACCCUCAUCCGUGGCACCAACAGCCAAUGAGACUUCAGGAUCUGUUGCCCAGGCAGCAGCUCUUCCUCCUUCUUCUUCCUAUUCUCCCACUCCUCCUCCUUCCUCCUCCUCGUCCUCUCUUUCCACGCUCCCUCCUCAACCACAGAGCGCUGUAAGGCCUUCAGGAGCAGGGACCGGGCCUGUCCAAGAGGCGAGGGAGGAAGGAUAUAGGGACGCUCCACACCUCCCUGGGCAGCCCCCUGCCACAGACCUUCACCUCCCUCCAUAUUCUAAACUAGGCCCAGAGCCUAGCGCUGCUGCACAAGUGCCCUCCCAGGUGCAGCCUGCUCCUCUCGCACUUCAAGAAGAGGAGAACGAAGAGGAGGAGGCCAAUGAGCUAACACAACUCAACGAGGAGUUUUAUGCUCGUCUCUGAUCUCUCCUCUCCUCUUCCCCUGUCUUCUCUGUCCCCCUGCUGCCCCCAGCAUCUGCCUCUCCAGGACUGAUUGCAGGUGUGGGCAGGAUGUCGCUUCCUUUAAAAGCAUAGGCGAAGUGUCUUUGGCAUGGAUGAAGAAGAAGGAAGAUGAAGGGAGUUUGUCACUCCAACACAAACAGUGGCGAUAUAUAAAAGUGGCAUCUUUUGUGGGAAUGUUGCCUGAGUGUCAGGGGUGGGUUAGACCUGUGUUGAGCACAGCAGUGUACAGGGAAGAAAGCUGAAAGGGGUUCAGAGGGAAGGACGCGUUGUUGGUGUUGUUCUUGAUGUUUUGUUUUUUUUCUUAUUCGUUUUUUGUUAUUAAGUGCCUUCAGGACUAGAACAGUGAACGAACAAAUAUGAAUACUGAACAAAGUUUUAUCAACGUUAGACUACGGAACAUGCUGUGGUUUCUUACUCCAUGCUUUUAUUUUUCAAUGCAAGUAUUUCUUUUAGAAAAAUCAUUAUUGUUGUGCCAUAUCAUUUGUUUUAACUUGAUCAAAGUCUUGACCUUACGUAAGGGAAAAUAAUUUUAGAUAUAUAAGUGCCAGUGCAGCAUGACGGGCUGAGCAGGGAACUAUGGGAAGAAUGAGGGAAUCACAUGAAGCAGUGUUAAUUUAUGUAUUCUGCUUUGACAUGAGGGCUUAAUACAGUAUUCAUUUGUGCUAGAGUCUUGGUAAAAGAGGACAUGCUACGAAGCAGGCUGCAUAGAUUUUAGUUUGUGUAAAUGCACAUUUUAAGCACAGGUCUUGCACAGUAUUUUCUCGACCACUUGUAUUUGGUAGUUAUUACCAUGAAAUAGCUUUUUAAGAAAGUUUUAAACAGAGCUCUUGUCAACAAGUACAAUCAAAAGCACAAAAUCAAAUCACAUAAGGGAAUAUAACUUUGGAAGAAACGUUGGUUUUUAUAGGUGAGAUCAUAACAAAAGCAGGAAGGCACUUUAAAUAUACUAAAAGUGACACUCCACCCAAAAUGUGUCUUCUGAGUAUGAAACACCUCCUGUAGACCUGGAAAUGGGUGUGGAAAAAGUUGUAGUUUGAUCUUAAAUGGAGCAUGUUAAACGGGAAUCAGAUUGAACACGUCUCAAACAAAUCCUGCAUCAUCAUAUACUUCUCUUCUUCCAUCUUUAUGCCCCCUGGGCUCCGGUCUUAUUUCCGCCAAAGUAUGGCUGAUUACUCUUUUGCUAGUCUCAGUCUUCUCACGUGACGUGGUCUGCUUUUCGAUCGGUCACACCACUCCAUUGGAGCUCACUUGUAGACUAGACUGAAAUCUGCUGCGCUGCAUUAAAGAGCAAACUACAAACUUGUUACACCUGUUUUUUUUAUUUUUUAUAGUUCUGUUGUUUUGUUAAAUCCCAUGAAAAGACCAAAACCAACAGUGUUGAUCUUUUAUAGCAGGCAGGAGAGUAAUGAUAAGAAACAAGCGAGGGGAAGAGAUGGUGAAUGACAUGCAACAAAGGUCCAAGGCCAAAGAUGAAACAGGACAUUGCAGUUCAUGGUCACACCUUUAACCCCCCCCACCUUGUACUGUAUGUGUGAGUGACUCAAAAUAAAACGACACAGCCCAUGUUUAGCCAGUGUAACAAUGUGGCUCACUGAUAUGAUGAAGGCGCAGAGGAAUACACAUCUAGAGAUUGUGGAAACCGAAAAUACUUAAUAGGAUGAUUUCAUCGUCGCUUUUGGUCUUUUUUUAAUCGGAUACUUAUCCUUUAAAGGCUACGGUGGGGUGAGACUUUGAGACUAAAGAUUUUGAGUGGAGUGUGACUUGAAGUGGGACUGUGAGGGACAAUCACUGUGUAGUUCUUGAUAGAUGAAAGGGUGGUCCACAAUGCUGUUAGGGAAAGUGUCGAGUACAGUUUCUAUAGUACUGUGUGUAAAAACCUCAGAUUCAAAUUUUGUGACGUUCCAUCCGUUGCCUUCAUCUGUUGCCAGAAGAAAACAAAACAAAACAAACAUUGGUCAGUCCAUCAAUAUAGAUUUAUCCAGUCGUUAAGUAUCGUCUGCCUUUAGGUGUGAUUUGCUGUUGAAGAGGUGGGACUUGUCACAGCCCUUAAUAUGGAGGGGGCCCUCUACUGUAUCAAUAUACUUAAAUUGUGCCACUUUAAUUGAGUGAUCUAUAGGUGCAGUGCAACCUAAACUAGCUGAUUGUUUUGUGGUGCCUAAAAAGUAUGACUGUAUUUUGGUUUUCAGAAAGUUUUUUUUUUUUUUUAUCAUGCUGUUUUCAUAAUGAGGAUAGAUUAUGAUUGUAUGUUUGAGGAAAUUAUGCUUGUUGUGCAGAUUUUGCUGCAGUUGUUUUUGAGAAAUUCCAUCUAUUUUUUCUUCUUUUCUUUGUUGCUCUUUUUCCAGUCCUUUUCAUUCUGUCAUUAACCGGUCUCCUGGGAUAAGUGUGGUGGUGCUCCCAUUGAAUUACCGGCACCUCUGUAGUGCUUUUUGCUCUUUACUCACUUCAUGCUUUGUCUUUUACUCCUAAAAGCACUUGUUUCCUCUUGUUACUUUGCGUGUGAGUGUGUGUACGUGUGUGUGUGUGAGAAAGAUAUUUAGUUUUUACUCCAAGUCAAUAAUACAGAAAUGAUCACUGUAAUGUGAUGCAAGAGGAAAUCAAUCAACUACAUGGCCGCUGUGUAACUGUUAUUUUGCUGUCGCUGCCCUGUCUGUAGAGGAGUUUCAGGCCACAUUCUUUAACGUGGAAAUAAAAGUUUGAAAUAUGUAUAACGAUCUUGCAAACACAUAUCACCACCACAUCUUUUGGAGAAACACAUUUCAACACAACAUUUCUAUUAACGUAGCCGUCAAAAAGCAUCUUUGUUUACCUCUGCCUUCGUGCACUCCGAACAUACACAACCAGUGCCUUUUUGGAUUUUUGAGUAAUAUGUUUAAUCAUUUUGUGUGAGCCCUGAUUAUUUGUAUCAAAUAAUCAUGCUAACUCUAGUAGCAUAAGUACCCUGAAAAUCCCUUUCCAGAAGCUGUCACUCGAGAUUGAGACACUAAAAUUGCUACAUGGGAUCUGCUUUGUUGGCAAAAAUCUUUUCUAAUAGGCACAUCUCUCUUUGUAACACAUAUUCUGAAGUUUGCCCAACCUAAUCAUCCACACCACACUAAGUUAUGAAAACAGAUGAGAAUAUCGGGUGUCAAUUUUGAAAGGAAAGUUCUUGUUUUCCCCCCACAUUUUCCAGAUUACUCCUCUGCCUCACGUCGUUAGGUAAUCCUUGGUGAUUAUCUGGGCUGUGUUGCUGCAGCUCUAGCAUGUGCAGAAAUGACAGAAACUAGCCAUAGUAGGUUUUUGAGGUGUGGGACACCACAGGUUUAUGCGCGCACCACCUCUCCAGUAGCGCACAUUUGUACAGACACGCAUAAAUAAAAUAUUAAAGUGAA
Molecule: messenger RNA, 7945 nt
Organism: Larimichthys crocea (large yellow croaker)
Lineage: Eukaryota; Metazoa; Chordata; Actinopteri; Sciaenidae
Product: adenylate cyclase 9
Exons: 11
Coding region: 54-4538 (1494 amino acids)
Biological process (GO): cyclic nucleotide biosynthetic process; intracellular signal transduction; adenylate cyclase-activating G protein-coupled receptor signaling pathway
Cellular component (GO): plasma membrane
Molecular function (GO): adenylate cyclase activity
Source: RefSeq, a predicted model, not a curated record